Cheilinus undulatus (humphead wrasse) is the source of this 1984-nucleotide messenger RNA. RefSeq names its product E3 ubiquitin-protein ligase TRIM39. The record is from RefSeq and is a predicted model, not a curated record. Bases 107 to 1870 code for a protein of 587 amino acids. NCBI's taxonomy places the organism in Eukaryota, Metazoa, Chordata, Actinopteri, Labriformes, Labridae. The transcript is spliced from 15 exons. Gene Ontology annotation, molecular function: zinc ion binding; protein binding.
CGAGGCAGACACAUUUUUUUUGUGUCUUAACAGAGAGGAGCGACUCAGACAGACGGCAGUGGAGAGUUCUGGAUACAGUUUAAAACUGGCUCGUAAAAAGGAAAGGAUGUCCUUAUAUGGCAGUUUUCUGUCUGAUGAGCAGUUCCAGUGCUCCAUUUGCCUCGAUGUGUUCACCAACCCUUCAUCCACACCAUGUGGCCACAGCUUCUGCAUGGCCUGUAUCAGCAGAUACUGGGAUGGAUCCAAGGUUUGCCAGUGUCCUCUGUGCAAAAAGUCCUUCCAGAAGCGUCCCGACCUCCAGAUCAACAGGACCCUACGAGAGAUCACUGAGCAGUUCAAAUCGAUGAGAGGAGGGGGAGGAAAGAGAGAGAAAAGAGGAGGAGGAGACGGAGGAGUACAAGAAAGUUUCUUCGAGGAGCUGAAGAAGAAGCUGCCUCGACCUCUGCCGAAACUGCCGAAACGGAACCACGAACCAGCAGCUGACCCAACCUCUCUGGCUACUUCAGUACCAAACCCCAGUCCACUGGCUGCCCUGAUCCCUCCCUCUGGACCCCCUCCACCACCUCCACCUUACUGCCGCUCUGGUGGCCGGAGAAGGUUCACAGUGACCGGGGCUGCUAGUGGCAGCAGCAUCCCUAUCUGCGAGGUCCACCACAGAGGAAUCUUGUUCUACUGUCGGACAGACAAAGUGUGUAUCUGUCCUGAUUGUGCAUUCUACGAUCAUCAGGAUCAUGAGACGGUUUCUGUAGAACAGGAGUGGAUAGAAACCAAGGUUCAGCUGAGUGUGUCGGAGCAGGAGAUCCAGGACAUGAUCAGACAAAGAAUCAGGAAGAUGGAGGAGAUCAAAAAGUCGGUCGCUGAGGUGGAGUUGGCCGUAGAGCGUGAGAUGGCGGGCAGCGUCUGCCUGUAUUCGGAGCUCGUGUCCACCAUCCAGCGCUCCCAGGCAGAGCUGAUGGAGGUGAUGGAGAUGAGCCGGAGGGCCGCGGUGCACCAGGCCGAGAUGAUGUUACGACAGCUGGAACUGGAGUUGGAAGAGCUGCAGAGGAGAGAAAACAGCCUGGCUGAGCUCGCCCAGCUGGACGACGCCUUAGAAGGGGUCAAGGCUUUCCCCCUCCUCUCCAGUCCUCCUCCUGCCAAAGACUGGUCUGGGGUAUCCCUGAACACCGAAUUAGGAACAGGAACCAUCUACAGAUCUCUGGCAGCUCAAGUAGAGAGUUUCCACAAAGAGCUGAUGAUGGUCGCAGAAAAAGGUUUUGCAGCCACAUUAAUGGAACCCAGUCCAGUUCCAAUACAGCCCAGGAUGAAGAGGGUUCAGGAGUAUGCAGUGGACGUGACUCUGGACUAUAACACGGCUCAUCCCAGACUGAUUCUGUCAGAGGAUUUGAAGAGUGUGAGGUGUGGAGAACGACAGCAGAUGCUUCCGGAUAAUCCAGAGAGGUUUGACAGAGUCGUCUGUGUGCUGGGGAGGGAGAUGAUCACCUCUGGGAAACACUACUGGGAGGUGGAGGUUGGCGGGAAGACGGACUGGGAUCUUGGAGUGGCCAGGCACUCCAACAACAGGAAGGGGAAAAUUGACAUCACCCCAAGCAACGGAUACUGGUUCCUCAGCCUGAGAGACAAGAAUAAGUACGCCUUUCGCUCCGAGCCCUCCACGGACGUCCAGAUGAGCCUUACCCCACAGAAGAUCGGCGUAUUUGUGGACUAUGAGAAAGGACAGGUGUCUUUCUACAACGUCGACUGCAAGCUCCACAUCUACACAUUUAACGACACUUUCGGCGACACCCUCUUCCCGUUCUUCAGCCCCUGCACGAAUAAAUCUGGAAAGAAUGACGGGCCUCUGAUAAUCACGCCAGUAUGCCUGAAAGAAUGACAAAAUAACAUAUAGUUGCUUCUUAAUCUCCUUUUGAACCUCCUGACUUUUGCUCUGAAAAUACACUUUGUUGUGAUGUUUUUGUCUAUGUUCAUUGUCUUCUCAAAACCUUCC